Messenger RNA from Galeopterus variegatus (Sunda flying lemur), 3394 nucleotides. RefSeq names its product TAF4 RNA polymerase II, TATA box binding protein (TBP)-associated factor, 135kDa (gene TAF4). The transcript has 16 exons. The coding region runs from base 1 to 2058 and encodes 685 amino acids. Gene Ontology annotation, cellular component: transcription factor TFIID complex. NCBI's taxonomy places the organism in Eukaryota, Metazoa, Chordata, Mammalia, Dermoptera, Cynocephalidae. The record is from RefSeq and is a predicted model, not a curated record. Gene Ontology annotation, molecular function: DNA binding; RNA polymerase II general transcription initiation factor activity; protein heterodimerization activity. Gene Ontology annotation, biological process: DNA-templated transcription; transcription initiation at RNA polymerase II promoter.
AUGGCUGCUGCCGCCCUGGACAGGGGGCGCCUGCCGCGGACGCCCACUGCCGCCGCCGGCGGGAUCCGGGCCACGCUGACACCCACCGUGCUCGCCCCGCGUCUGCCGCAGCCGCCGCAGAACCCGACUAACAUCCAGAACUUCCAGCUGCCCCCAGGAAUGGUCCUCGUGCGGAGUGAGAAUGGGCAGUUGCUCAUGAUUCCACAGCAGGCCCUGGCGCAGAUGCAGGCGCAGGCCCACGCGCAGGCUCAGCCUCAGACCACCAUGGCCCCCCGCCCUGCCACUCCCACAAGUGCCCCUCCUGUCCAGAUCUCCACCGUACAGGCACCUGGAACACCUAUCAUUGCACGGCAGGUGACCCCAACUACCAUAAUUAAGCAAGUGUCUCAGGCCCAGACGACGGUACAGCCUACUACAACACUACAGCGCUCGCCUGGUAUGCAGCCUCAGCUUGUUCUGGGUGGCGCUGCCCAGACAGCUUCACUUGGGACAGCGACAGCAGUUCAGACGGGGACGCCUCAGCGCACAGUUCCGGGUGCGACUGCCACCUCCACAGCUGCCACGGAAACUAUGGAAAACGUGAAGAAAUGUAAAAAUUUUUUAUCUACAUUAAUAAAACUGGCUUCAUCUGGUAAACAGUCUACAGAAACAGCAGCUAAUGUGAAAGAGCUUGUACAGAAUUUGUUGGAUGGAAAGAUCGAAGCAGAAGACUUCACUAGCAGGUUAUAUCGCGAACUUAAUUCUUCACCUCAACCUUACCUUGUGCCUUUCCUGAAGAGGAGCUUACCUGCCUUGAGACAGCUGACUCCAGACUCAGCAGCCUUCAUCCAGCAGAGCCAGCAGCAGCCGCCACCUGCCUCGCAGGCCACCACCGCGCUCACGGCCGUGGUGCUGAGCAGCUCGGUGCAGCGCACGGCUGGGAAGCCGGCGGCCACCGUGACCAGUGCCCUGCAGCCCCCCGUCAUCAGCCUCACGCAGCCAGCACAGGCUGGCGUUGGCAAGCAGGGGCAGCCCACACCGCUGGUGAUCCAGCAGUCCCCGAAGCCAGGAGCCCUGAUCCGGCCCCCGCAGGUGACCUUGACGCAGACGCCCAUGGUUGCUCUACGGCAACCUCACAGCCGGAUCAUGCUCACCACGCCACAGCAGAUCCAGCUCAACCAGCUGCAGCCAGUGCCCGUGGUGAAACCCGCCGUGUUACCUGGAACCAAAGCCCUUUCCACCGUCUCGGCACAAGCAGCUGCUGCGCAGAAGAAUAAGCUCAAGGAGCCUGGGGGAGGCUCGUUUCGGGAUGAUGAUGACAUUAAUGAUGUUGCUUCAAUGGCUGGAGUGAACCUGUCAGAAGAAAGUGCAAGGAUAUUAGCCACAAACUCUGAACUGGUGGGCACGCUAACGAGGUCCUGUAAAGACGAAACCUUCCUCCUCCCAGCGCCUUUACAAAGAAGAAUAUUAGAAAUAGGUAAAAAACAUGGUAUAACAGAAUUACACCCUGAUGUAGUAAGUUAUGUAUCGCAUGCCACACAACAAAGGCUACAGAACCUCGUAGAAAAAAUAUCUGAAACUGCUCAGCAGAAGAACUUCUCUUACAAGGACGAUGACAGGUAUGAGCAGUCAAGUGACGUCCGGGCUCAGCUUAAGUUUUUUGAACAGCUCGAUCAGAUCGAGAAGCAGCGUAAGGAUGAGCAGGAGAGGGAGAUCCUCCUGCGGGCAGCCAAGUCUCGAUCCAGACAAGAAGAUCCAGAACAAUUAAGGUUGAAACAGAAGGCAAAAGAGAUGCAGCAGCAGGAGCUGGCACAGAUGAGACAGCGGGACGCCAACCUCACUGCACUUGCAGCCAUUGGGCCUCGGAAGAAGAGGAAAGUAGACUGUCCGGGGCCGGGAUCAGGAGCAGAGGGCUCGGGCCCAGGCUUGGCGGUCCCAGGCAGCUCCGGCGUCGGAACCCCCAGACAGUUCACACGGCAAAGAAUCACGCGAGUCAACCUCAGGGACCUCAUAUUUUGUUUAGAAAAUGAGCGCGAGACAAGCCAUUCACUGUUGCUCUACAAAGCAUUCCUUAAGUGACGCAGGAGGAGCACGGUGUGUCUGAUGGAGACGCCUGGGGACGUUUUUAUAUAUUUGCAGUUUUUUGUAACAAGCAAAUGGGAUAUUGUUUAAAAAACAGCCACCUCUUUACAAUGGAACAGUUUUAUAUUCCUGUUUCUAAAUCAACUCUUCAGUAUGAAAAAAAUACCUUUCUGUAACAGAGAGAAUACAGAGGCCUGUGGAUAUUCUUAAAGGACAAUUAAAUUUUAACUCAUCUUUGAUUGAGUGGCCUUCUUGCCAAACAAGCCAUAUAUAAAGACUGACGGAAUCAUUUAGCAAAUAAUGAGCCGCCCUCUGUCAGCUCGUAGCAGUUUGUACCUUACUUGUGCAUUUGAGUUCAGUUCAACCUAUCUUCGCUGUAGGUGUGUGUCUACAGCCAGCGACCUCAUUUCAUUUAUUUUAUUUUGUAACAGUCAGUUGGCAAAGCAAACUGAUUUUUCAGACUAUUUAUCUUGCUCCCUCUCCCCUUCUCCCCAACCCGUUCAGAAUUCUUGAGGAACCCGCAGCUCACGGUGUCACCAUUGCCUCGGAGUGUAGUCACAUUUCUGCUUAGUAGAGGCCGGAGCCAGCGAGGUGGGUUCCUCCUGAAUGUGUGGUCAGCAUCUGUACAAAUGCAUUUUGUUUGCUAUAGUUUGUAAAGCUGUAAAGUUGAGAGAAAUGAAAACCUUUUCAGCAUAAAUAUAUUUUACUUGCACUGUGUUUUUUAGCUAAAAGUGGAAACUUAGAUUAAAUAAAAUCAAAGUUGAGAAGAAUCAUCAAAAGACUGUUCUUGGUGUGAAUCAAGUGUUGGAAAAUGGCUGGUGUGUUUUGUCAGUAAUUGUACAUAAUUUUUGGCACAUAACAUACAGAUGGCUAUGUAAACUAUAAUUAUUUUGCUAAGAGACUGUAUGCAAGCUGUGGGCCAACUUUACAGGCGUCCAGAGCAAAGCCCCUUCUUUGUACCUAUUUUUUUAUUACAAAUAUACUAAUUGGUUCUUUAUAUUUUCAGAGGUUAUUGUAUUAAAUUGUCUAUUGAUAGUACUUUUAUGAUUGUAAAUACUUUGGCUUUCUCCAUGUGAAUUCUCAUGUUAGACUUUAAUUGGCGUGCGUGUGAACUGAAUGCUGAUCAGUAUUUUUUACCAACACCUGAGAACUGUUACACCUUUUAUUUUGUCUUUUAGGAAAUCCCUGUCUUUCCAUUUUUUCAUGUAAAUUUUGCACAGUUACUUGUUCAUAUGUAAAUAUUUUACUUUCAAAAAUGAAGUUUUUAAUUGCUAUUGUUUUAUAUAGGAUUGAAAGAAAAUUAACUCCUUUAUUAAAAACAAAUUUAUCUGUA